Messenger RNA from Pyricularia pennisetigena, 1320 nucleotides. RefSeq lists its product as uncharacterized. NCBI's taxonomy places the organism in Eukaryota, Fungi, Ascomycota, Sordariomycetes, Magnaporthales, Pyriculariaceae. The coding region runs from base 1 to 1320 and encodes 439 amino acids. Gene Ontology annotation, molecular function: protein binding. The record is from RefSeq and is a predicted model, not a curated record. The transcript has 3 exons.
AUGGAGCAUCAAGCCUCUGAGGACGGUGAGCAAAUGCUUCAGCUUCUAGACUACAUCCUCACAGAUCAUUCAUUCUUUUCGUCCACCGACAGCUUUUCUGCUUCCAACAGCACGCCUUCCUCUGAAGGCUUCCCUUUUGCGAACGACUCUUCGCCAAGCACUUCUUUCAAUAGCACUUGGUCUUCAGUUGACAACGGCAGCAAUAAUCGUGAUGAUACUGAAUCUUCAUGCUCCUCAGAUACCUUCAACAGCGUCGAAUUUAACGACCGUCGACGAAAAGCCAACGAGUGGGAGACGGUGCACUAUUCCAUUCUGGAAGGCACUUAUCUCGCCAGUCUGGAGUUGGCAAAGUCCAGGCUACUCUUGAGCGACUCCCGUCGAGAGCUUCUGGUGGAUAGUGCCGAGAACGAGGAUGAGGGUGUUCAUAGCAAAUCCGCGGAGGCUGUCCGGUUGCCAUCCGCCUCUGAAAAUGAAAUGGCCACCCCCAAGACCUUUUCCCAUGAAUGCCGCCUUGACUAUCCUCAACUCUCCAAAGGCGGUCUCAGGCACACAGACCUGGGUCAGGAUACCGAGCAUGGAGACCAGGUAGAUAUCAGUCUUGGAGUAGCACAUACUCACGGUUCGACUGACGCGGCUUCUAUGCUCAGCACAGGCAGCGGUAUUGCUGGGCAAGCCCCAUCUGAGCUCCUAGAACACGACAAGCUUACUAAGAAUGAAAAGAAAGAGGGCCUAAAGCAAGGAGAAUCAGCCCCUGUCCUGAGAUCAGAGUCGGAUUGUUUAGUUCAAAUCAAUGAGUAUUUCGAAAUCCGGAAUACCUCUUUGGGUGGCUCCGGUUCGUUCUCGCGGAAAGACCUCAAGCGUGGCGAUGUCAUCCUCCGCGAGAACUUCAUCAUUCGAACCAACAGCUAUACCCUGGAUGAGCAGUUUGAGAGCCUUGAUUUUGUCGGCCGUCGAGCAUACCUCUGCCUCCACCCCCACUGGCCCCUGAAUCAGGAGAAAACGGACGUUAUGAGUGCCAUUUGUCACACCAACGCCUUCAACAUUGGAGGGGGUAGCGCAGUCUUCCCCAUAGCGGCCCGGUUCAACCACAAGUGCUCGUCAAUGAGCAACAUCGACUUCAACUACGAUCGCCGCGCCGGCCUUAUGGUGUUCACCGUCAAGGCAGAGGAGGUUGCGGCUGGUGAGGAGCUGACACUAUCGUAUGGCGGCAACCCGAGGUCCCUACACGAGCGCUAUGGGUUCUUUUGCCAGUGCGGCGGCUGUGAAGGGUGGAGCCAGGAGCAGGCUGACGAGCUGCAGAAGCUUAACUGGUGCUACUGA